UUCUUCAAACCUGAAAACAUGGGAGCAAGCAAAGAACUGGUGUGCGGACCAUUCCAAUUCUCAGCUUUUUGUAAUAAAGGAUCAAGAGGAUUUGGCUUUCAUUGCUUCCGAACAACCGUAUCUGCCAAUGACAGCUGGUAUAUUUUGGACUGGUUUACAUUCCAAAUCUCAUGGAGUAUGGGGAUGGUACACCCAAGACUAUUUCAACCAAAACCUUGUGACGUGGCAAGUGGAACCAAAUGAUUUGGCGGGAGCGGAAAAUUGUGGUGUUCUGAGAAUGACCGGCCGUUUUAGUGACAGGAACUGUUCGUCAGACGCCAAUUUCAUUUGCAACAAGCCACAAUAUACCUAUGAUAAAAAUAUUGAUAAUGGAUGCGGUCCCUGGAUAAGGGCCGGCCGAUCAUGUUAUGGGUUUAUUAAGGGUUCACAGGCAGGGAGCUGGGCAGAGGCCAGGAAAUAUUGUCAGUCAAUGGGAGCAGAUCUCAUUAAAGUUGACUCAUUUGCCGAAAAGAUGUGGCUAGAGUUACAGCUUAUGAGCCCUGCAAACGAUAGGCUGUUUUGGACUGGCCUGAAUGAUAGAAGCAGUGAAGCAACCUAUGUCUGGGCAGAUGGUACUCCCUUCAACAUUACAUACAUAAAAUGGAAUCAAGAACCAAAUAAUUUUAAGGGAAAUGAAGACUGUGCUUUGAUUUCUAGUCUUGGAGUUUAUAACGAUGUACCUUGCAUCACCCAAGCUGCGGCAAUUUGUGAAAUUGACAUCGUUACCAAAGAUCCAUGUCAAGUUGGUUGGAUUAGAAGUCAGAAAAAUUGUUACAUGUUUACAUCUUUUGACAACAGUUCCUUACUGUAUAAUCAAAUAGAAGCUACCGCCUUUUGUAAGGCAGCUGGGGGCAAGCUAUUGUCAGUAAAUGACCGGUAUGAGAAGGAAUUUAUUGUAAAUCAAGUCAAGAAUCAAUUGCCAGAAAACAUACGUGGAUAUUGGACGUCUUUGACCGACAAGGGACAUGAAGGAUUUUGGUCAUUUGGAAACGAAAUGACCGAUGUACCCGAUCAUACCCUUAUUGACUGGACAGGAGAACCAAGUUCGAACAGGUAUGAUGAUUGUGGACUGGUCACUUUUGCUGGACAUUACCAUAUGCGUGACUGCAGUUCAAAAAUCAGUUUUAUCUGCGAAAAAGAUGCUACAGUUUCUAACAAUGAUUCCAUCGCAUCAAACCAAAGUAAUGGCUCGAACUCGACAAAUUAAACAGGGAACUCGGGAAUUCGGAAGUACUACAUUAUACAAGGAUAUCAAAAAUCUACAAUUAAACCGAUCGAUACGCGGAGCUUUUUGUGAUAUGUUUUGAAAUCUUUAUAAAAUAUGAACACAUAUGCAUUCAUAGUUAGGAAACUCAGAGUACUGUCAUGGCGAAGUCUUAAAAUUUAUUUGUUCGAACUUUAAUAUAACGAUUCGAGAAUUAUGUUUCAAUAUGACAUGUAUUUUAUAUAUAUUUACAGACUACCAGUUGAGGACGUAUGCCUACAUGUUGAAAAGCUAUUUAAAUAACUUCGAUACCUCUUAAAUGUUUAUGAAGCGUAAUUUAUAUGUUAUAGCAUAAUAGCGCUAUUCAUUUUAAUAUCAAAUACAGAGGUAAUAUCAGAAAUCCUUAAAAAUGUAUUGCUUUUUUGUUCUACAGUAGUAGAAACAACCUAUGUGUUAUCUAGGCUGUUACUGGUAGUGUUUGAGAAUCAAACGAGUGUCUGAGCUGACUCCUUUAGAGUCAUCCUUGCUUGUCCUGCGGUCGAGCAAGCUUUUUUGUCGGUAUUAACUUCGUAUCAUAUAUAACAGAUU
Messenger RNA from Mercenaria mercenaria, 1831 nucleotides. RefSeq names its product C-type mannose receptor 2-like. Gene Ontology annotation, molecular function: signaling receptor activity. Lineage: Eukaryota; Metazoa; Mollusca; Bivalvia; Venerida; Veneridae. The coding region runs from base 128 to 1246 and encodes 372 amino acids. The record is from RefSeq and is a predicted model, not a curated record. The transcript is spliced from 10 exons.